Carya illinoinensis is the source of this 1315-nucleotide messenger RNA. Its product is annotated as hypersensitive-induced response protein 1-like. The transcript is spliced from 6 exons. The record is from RefSeq and is a predicted model, not a curated record. Lineage: Eukaryota; Viridiplantae; Streptophyta; Magnoliopsida; Fagales; Juglandaceae. Bases 146 to 1009 code for a protein of 287 amino acids.
GCGACAGCGAGAGAAACUGGAAGUUAGCAGAUCGAAAACCAUACGAAACCACCCUCUCUCUCUCGGCCAUACGAAUUAGAUCGACAACCAUCGCUCUUUUUUCUCUCUCUCGGGGAUCUUCGAGGCCAAAUUUGCAGAUCGAAGUAUGGGUCAAGCAUUCGGUUGCAUCCAAGUGGACCAGUCAAAUGUAGUUGUCAGGGAACAUUUUGGAAAGUUUGAUGAUGUGCUUGAGCCAGGGUGUCACUGCUUGCCUUGGUGCCUUGGAUACCAGGUUGCUGGUAGCCUCUCACUGCGUGUUCAACAACUUGAUGUACGAUGCGAGACAAAAACUAAGGAUAAUGUCUUUGUCAAUGUUGUGGCAUCUAUUCAAUACCGUGCCAUUGCUGAAAAAGCAUCCGAUGCUUUCUAUAGACUCUCCAAUACCAGGGGACAGAUCCAAUCCUAUGUAUUUGAUGUUAUAAGGGCAAGUGUCCCGAAGUUGAACUUGGAUGCUGUCUUUGAGCAGAAGAAUGACAUAGCAAAAGCUGUGGAAGAGGAGCUGGAAAAGGCUAUGUCUACUUAUGGGUUUGAAAUAGUCCAGACCCUUAUUGUGGAUAUAGAGCCGGAUGUUCAAGUGAAGAGAGCAAUGAACGAAAUAAAUGCAGCUGCUAGAUUGAGGGUGGCAGCAAAUGAAAAGGCAGAAGCUGAGAAAAUAUUGCAGAUCAAGAAAGCUGAAGGAGAAGCAGAGUCGAAGUACUUGUCAGGGCUUGGCAUAGCUCGCCAACGCCAGGCCAUUGUUGAUGGCCUGAGGGACAGUGUACUUGCCUUCUCCGACAAUGUGCCUGGAACAACUCCCAAAGAUGUCAUGGACAUGGUGCUAGUGACUCAAUACUUUGACACAAUGAAGGAGAUCGGGGCGUCCUCGAAGUCGUCAUCCGUUUUCAUACCACAUGGACCUGGUGCAGUGAGAGACGUUGCUACACAAAUUCGAGAGGGUCUCCUUCAGGCUAGUUCUGUGGAAAAAAUAUGAGCUCUGGUGGAGUGGGUGAUGCGUGUUUGGUAUAUAGGUUUUAUAUUGAACUUCUACUCAUGAGCAGAUCUUAUUUUGAUUUGUUUGUUUUGGGCUCUCUUCGUUCAUCACAUAUCAGAGAGAGUGACGGUCUCGAAGUGACUUGAUGGCUGAAGGAUAACGUAGUUCCCAAUAGGAACCCUGUGUAAUUAUUCAAAUGCAAAGUGAUUAGUGUGUGUAAUUUUACCCCGAAUGUCUCUCUUGUUAUGCUUGAAACCAGAGAAUAUAAAGUGAGUAUUUAUGUAAGAUUGUAAUUUUCUCAUUUCA